Messenger RNA from Manihot esculenta (cassava), 1254 nucleotides. RefSeq lists its product as uncharacterized. The record is from RefSeq and is a predicted model, not a curated record. NCBI's taxonomy places the organism in Eukaryota, Viridiplantae, Streptophyta, Magnoliopsida, Malpighiales, Euphorbiaceae. The coding region runs from base 404 to 979 and encodes 191 amino acids. The transcript has 4 exons.
GUUGCUCAAUUGGAAUUCUCCUUUUCUCCCCUCUCGUUCUCGAUAUCUUUUGCAACUCUUUCAAUUGCGGCUGGGUUUUAUCCAUCGUCGGCGAAGGAACCGCCGCCGCCAUCCUCCUCAAUCCUCUCUAUACAUCCGAAGUCUAUAUAGAGGUACAUGGUUGUUAACUCCUUGAUCUCUUCUUUGGUUCUGAUUACUUGCUAAUACUAUCCAUCAUCUUGGGUUUUCAAAUAACAACCGACUAUUUAGCUAGAAAAGGAGGAAGUGAUGAAUUAGUGUAGGAUCAAAUUACUCGUGGCCUACAGGAAUGCGGCUUGUUCUAUCUGUGGAGGAUGUGGUUUAAUGAUCAGUACUUAAUUCUAUUGUUCUCUGAUCACUGAGGCUAAAGCCUAAAACAAACACCAUGAGCUCAUUCACCAAUUCCUCCAAUUUUGACAAUCUCCUGCUCCAAACCCUAAUGGGACGCCUCCAAAUCCACCCUCCAAAUUCUACCAAUAACCCCUUCCUCUCUGAGUCUCUUGAGGACCUCCUCUUUGAUGCUGCCAACAGUUACUCUGAUGAUGAUAGCUCUGAUUCCAGAACCCAACUCGCAAAAGAAGAAUCCAAGCUUGAGAGGGAAAUCAUUAAACUCAUCUUGUCAGGUAAGGGUGAUUCAUUGAAACCCAACUCGGGUCAGGCAGUUACAAUUGGUGAACAUCACAUAUGUGUUGGGAUUCAUGAGGAAACGGGAUCAGAUUAUCGAGUGUGGGAGUGGCAUGGGCAUAUUAUGCUGUUUGAUGAAGAGAAUGGAUAUGCUCCCGAGUAUAUAUAUGGGAACUACUUUGAGAGGUUGCUGGGUAAGGUAUACAAGGAAGAAGAAGAGGAGAAGGAAGAGAAGAAAAUGGCAACUUUGGGGUUGAGAGAGUUGAUUGAUGGUGGGGAUUCUGGUGGUGCUCACAUUCUUCACAGGAAUAUCAAUGCAGGUUCUCCAAGAACUUGACAGGCUUGGUUGAGUAGUUGAAUGGAUUUGACAUUCAAAAGGAAACUUGAAUCAGUACGUCAAAUCCCAUUUAUUGUUCAAGAUUGAAGCUUUUUGGUUAUCGUCGGGCAGCAACUGCUGGUGCAGUUUCAUACUCCAUUUGCUGUUUGGCAUGGAUGUCAUAUUUGAAUUUCAUGUACAUGUUGCAAUUUAUGCUUGACAAAUUUCUUUAAUUUUGCUAGACAAUUUUACCCAAGUUCUUGUGAGCAGAAUAAAUAUAUAAUCAGAUACUUUCA